CAGAGAAAAAAGAUGCAUUUUGCAGGUUUCCGCUCCUGAUCAUGCACAUUCCUCCGCAUUUCGCAUAGCCAGCGCUUCUCUCCGGGCUUCCGUUUUCCUUCUCAGGGGCUCCCAUCCUCCCCCCGCCCCGGCCGGUGCCGUCGCCCACCUGGAUCGCGCCCGCCUCGCUCAGUCCGAGCCGAGCCGAGCCGCCACCGCGGAGAAAAGGGACCGGGCUGCGCUGUGCGGGUUGGCGCUCCACGCGAUGCGUCUGUUUCUGCUGGCGGUGCUCCUCUCGUGCUCCUGCGCGCGGGCCGGCUGCGAGCCCAAGAUCGUGAACAUCGGGGCCGUCCUGAGCCAGAAGAGGUACGAGCAGGUGUUCAAGGAUGCCGUGAACCAGGCCAACCAGGUGUACGGCCGGGACAAGUUCAAGCUCAACGCCAUUUCCGUCACGCACAAGGCCAACGCGAUCCAGAUGGCUCUGUCGGUGUGCGAGGACCUGAUCCACAGCCAGGUUUACGCCAUCCUGGUGAGUCACCCUCCUCAGUCCAGCGACCAUCUCACCCCGACGCCCGUCUCCUACACAGCCGGCUUCUACCGCAUCCCGGUGGUGGGGCUCACCACGCGCAUGUCCAUCUACUCCGACAAGAGCAUCCACCUGUCCUUCCUGCGGACGGUCCCGCCGUACUCCCACCAAGCCCACGUCUGGUUCGACCUGAUGCGCGAGUUCAACUGGAACCACAUCAUCCUGAUCGUCAGCGACGACCACGAGGGCCGGGCGGCUCAGAAGAGGCUGGAGACGCUGCUGGAGGAGCGAGAGACGAAGAAUAAAAAAAGGAACUAUGAAAACCUCGACCAACUGUCCUAUGACAACAAGCGAGGACCUAAGGCAGAGAAAGUCCUACAGUUCAGUCAGGAGACAAACUUAACCGCGCUGCUGCUGGAGGCUAAAGAGCUGGAGGCCCGAGUCAUCAUCCUGUCCGCCAGCGAGGACGAUGCUGCCGCCGUGUACAAGGCGGCCCGCUUCCUCAACAUGACGGGCUCGGGCUACGUGUGGCUGGUGGGGGAGCGGGAGAUGUCCGGUAAAGCUCUGAGCGAGGCGCCAGAUGGUCUGAUCGCCCUCCAGCUCAUCAAUGGGAAGAACGAAUCGGCCCACAUCACCGACGCCGUGGCAGUGGUGGCCCAGUCCAUCCAGGAGCUGUUUGAGAAGGAGAACAUCACAGAACCACCCAAAGGCUGCGUGGGCAACACCAACAUCUGGAAGACAGGGCCCCUUUUUAAACGGGUGCUGAUGUCGUCCAAAUAUCCGGAGGGUCUGACGGGACGCGUCGAGUUCAACGACGACGGCGACAGGAAAUACGCCCACUACACCAUCCUCAACUACCAGAAGUCUCGCCUGGUCCAAGUCGGCAUUUACAACGGCACGCAGGUGGUGAUGAACAAUCAGCGCAAGAUCAUCUGGCCUGGAGGGGAGACGGAGAAACCGCAGGGCUUCCAGAUGUCGACCCGAUUAAAGAUCGUGACGAUUCACCAAGAGCCGUUUGUGUAUGUGAAACCGACGAUGCAAGACGGGACCUGCAACGAGGAAAAGGCAUUAAAUGGAGUCACUAUAAAGAAGGUUAUCUGUACCGGGCCCAAUGAGACCAUCCCAGGGCGUCCCAUCGUGCCGCAGUGCUGCUACGGCUUCUGUGUCGACCUGCUGAUCAAACUGGCCAUGACCAUGAACUUCACCUACGAGGUCCACCUGGUGGCUGAUGGGAAGUUUGGGACCCAAGAGCGGGUGAACAACAGCAACAAGAAGGAGUGGAACGGCAUGAUGGGAGAGCUGCUGGGUGGGCUGGCUGACAUGAUUGUGGCCCCGCUGACCAUAAACAACGAACGUGCUCAGUACAUAGAGUUCUCUAAACCCUUUAAAUAUCAAGGCCUCACUAUUCUAGUCAAAAAGGAAAUUCCUCGAAGUACGCUGGACUCAUUUAUGCAGCCGUUCCAGAGUACGCUGUGGCUGUUGGUGGGUCUUUCGGUGCAUGUGGUGGCGGUGAUGCUUUACCUUCUAGACCGGUUCAGUCCAUUUGGAAGAUUUAAAGUAAACAGUGAGGAAGAAGAAGAAGAUGCCCUCACCUUGUCCUCUGCCAUGUGGUUCUCCUGGGGAGUGUUGCUGAACUCUGGAAUUGGAGAAGGUGCACCGCGCAGCUUUUCAGCGAGAAUCCUUGGCAUGGUGUGGGCUGGCUUUGCUAUGAUCAUUGUGGCUUCUUACACUGCCAACCUGGCUGCCUUCCUGGUGUUGGACCGGCCUGAGGAGCGCAUCACCGGCAUCAAUGACCCCAGGCUGAGAAACCCAUCCGAUAAAUUCAUCUACGCCACGGUGAAGCAAAGCUCCGUGGACAUCUACUUCCGACGACAGGUGGAGCUUAGCACUAUGUACCGCCACAUGGAGAAACACAACUAUGAGAGUGCUGCAGAGGCUAUCCAGGCCGUGCGUGACAACAAGCUGCAUGCUUUCAUCUGGGACUCUGCGGUGCUGGAGUUUGAAGCCUCGCAGAAGUGCGACCUGGUGACCACGGGAGAGCUGUUUUUCCGUUCGGGCUUUGGCAUAGGCAUGCGCAAGGACAGCCCCUGGAAACAGAAUGUGUCCCUGGCCAUUCUCAGUUCUCAUGAGAACGGCUUCAUGGAAGACCUAGAUAAAACCUGGGUGAGAUACCAGGAGUGUGACUCACGGAGCAAUGCCCCAGCCACACUCACCUUUGAGAACAUGGCAGGAGUCUUCAUGCUGGUGGCUGGAGGCAUUGCGGCGGGGAUCUUCCUCAUCUUCAUCGAAAUCGCCUACAAACGCCAUAAAGACGCCCGCAGGAAGCAGAUGCAGCUGGCCUUUGCGGCCGUCAACGUCUGGAGGAAGAACCUGCAGCCCUCUUCCUCUGUAGAGACUCAGGAUGAUAGGAAAAGUGGUAGAGCAGAGCCCGACCCCAAAAAGAAAGCCUCUUUUAGGUCCAUCAGUACCACCCUGGCUUCCAGCAUCAAGAGACGUAGGUCCUCCAAAGACACGCAGUUCCCGCCCACUGACGCCACGGGCCAGCUCAACCUGUCGGACCCGUCCGUCAGCACCGUGGUGUAGAAACACAAAACACACAGAGAGGGAGAGAGAGAGAGACGUGGAGGCCGUUCAGGAAGCAGCAGAAGAAAAAGACUCCAUGUUUCCUUGAGCUGAAAACCUGAAGAAGAAGAAACGACUCUGAUGAACUUUGCACCUUUUUUAAAACAAAACCAGUAGAAACAGGAUUAUCUUUCUGGUCUUAGAUGUUUUUAGGAUUGCUACUAAGCAUGCACGGAAGAACCCAUCGUACCCACAUAUAUAUCUUUUCCUUAUGGAUGUUAUAACCUUAGCCUUGUUUUGUCCUUUUACUCGCAUAAACUUAAUGUUCGGUGUUUGAUUUGAUCGAUUUCCUGCGUAGCUUUUAGACAAACGGUUCAUUUUAGGGAUAAGAAUCUGUUUUUGGUGACGAUAUUUCUCUUCCAAUCGAGGCUAAACUAGAGCAGAAGAGUCGACUUGUAGUGCAAUACGAAGAGCUGGAGAUGAAUUAUUUUUAAUAGGAAUUAUAUCUGAGUUUUUAUCGACACUUUAAAUGUUUUUAGACAUUUUAUUGGGAAUAAUGGCACUUAAAAACGAGCUUCUCAUGUCUUCUGGUGAAAAUGAAAGCAUGUGGCUUGUAUAUGAAAAUGUAGGAGCUUUAAGUAUUUGAAUGACGAUGAUUAAUGCAAUUUCUAGGAACAGUUUAUUUGCACUUACAUGCCCAAGGCAGUUAUUUUAAACGUUAGCAAAAGCUUUGAUGACUCAGUUUUCCAUUUCUUACAAAAAGGAGACGAUAAAUGUAUUUUCUCUUCCUCUCUCCUGCAGCUGCCGUCUUUCUCACCUCCAGCUUUUGGAAGGGGUUGCAUCAAAGGGCCGCGUUUCCCAGCCAACCAGCACUCGGCCUUUCGCGCAAAACCUCGGCGAACUUUUGCACGAAACGACCAGAGUGAGUUGGAAGCCGCAGGCGCGUCUCGGUUGGCUGGGGAAACGGGCCGUUUCCCGUUUUCUGGGGGUGAGAAACGCCUGCUGCCUCCGAGCCGGAGCCACUCUGCACUUUAACCUGAUUGGUCUCCUCGAUUCAGCUGAAUUACUGCAGCAAAACGCUCAAAACUACCCAGAAUUCAUCUCACUUUCUAACAGAACAAGCUUGUAAAGCCUCCUUUAAGACUCUGCAUGCCUCUGUAAUGAUUACCCAACUUAGUGCUUUUGCUUGUUUCUGCAUAUUUGCCAUGUACAGUGAGCUGAGCUGUGAGAAACUGAAUGACAUGUAAAUAUGUGAAGACGUUGAGCUGCAGCUGCAGCAACGAAUGUCUGCAGCUGGACUUUUGUACGACUCAGAAACGCGUCCAAACGUGCAGCAGGAAGCCCAGGCGGCCACAUCGGCUUGUUUUAUUCCGACAUUUUCCAUCAUGUUUUUACUGCUGUGAAUAAAAAACGCUCGAACCGAAA
Poeciliopsis prolifica (blackstripe livebearer) is the source of this 4492-nucleotide messenger RNA. RefSeq names its product glutamate receptor, ionotropic, N-methyl D-aspartate 1a (gene grin1a). Lineage: Eukaryota; Metazoa; Chordata; Actinopteri; Cyprinodontiformes; Poeciliidae. Gene Ontology annotation, biological process: regulation of membrane potential; chemical synaptic transmission; monoatomic ion transport. Bases 245 to 3088 code for a protein of 947 amino acids. Gene Ontology annotation, cellular component: plasma membrane; NMDA selective glutamate receptor complex; synapse. The transcript has 22 exons. Gene Ontology annotation, molecular function: NMDA glutamate receptor activity. The record is from RefSeq and is a predicted model, not a curated record.